Messenger RNA from Syngnathoides biaculeatus (alligator pipefish), 6661 nucleotides. RefSeq names its product kinesin family member 13Ba (gene kif13ba). The transcript has 37 exons. Gene Ontology annotation, biological process: regulation of protein localization; microtubule-based movement. Gene Ontology annotation, molecular function: microtubule motor activity; microtubule binding; cell adhesion molecule binding. Lineage: Eukaryota; Metazoa; Chordata; Actinopteri; Syngnathiformes; Syngnathidae. The record is from RefSeq and is a predicted model, not a curated record. Bases 565 to 5802 code for a protein of 1745 amino acids. Gene Ontology annotation, cellular component: adherens junction.
ACGCGUGUUUGGGAAUGCCGUCGUCGCCGGGCGGGCGGUGCUUUUUUUUUCCGCUGGCUUCCCUGUCGCUCCUCGGUAUUGUUUAACGGUGCGAUUCCUUUGUGUCGUGUUUGCAGCAAAACAACUUUCGUGUGGGGAUGUUACCGAGGAAAUGAACAACAAUGACGGUCUCCCGUUCCCGGGUCUGCUCGGCGAUUUCGGCGUCUCCUGAGCUCGUUUUGGCUAGCAUGUUUUUUUGCCUGUCAACGUAGCUACUGGUGUGCUAAAUGCGCUUGAACACCUACCUCCACGCCUUUCCUCACCUUUUUUUUAACUGUUAAAGUGCUCUUUUCCAGGCUGUGUGGAUUGGAAAUGUAUAGAGGAAGGGAUGAAGUUGCAGUAGAAGGCUUCCUGUGAGCCCCCCCCCCCCCCCAUUUCCAUGCACACACCCGUAGUCAUGACCGGUGUGUGCAGCUGUAGAGUCGGGCGAAACUAGCUAUUAGCGGAACAGCCAGCGGGGCUUUCGAUACUUGGAUGAUCGUGACGCCGAGGACGAGCUGAUCCGCUCGACUAAACGCAGGCAGCAUGGGGGAGCCCAGCCUGGACGACUCCAACGUCAAGGUGGCGGUCCGCGUUCGGCCCAUGAACCGGAGAGAAAAGGAAUUAAAUGCAAAGUGCGUGGUGGAGAUGGUGAAGAAUCAGACCGUCCUCCAUCCUGCAUUGGGCAACUUAGGGAAGGGCGACUCCAGGAAUCAGUCCAAGGUUUUUGCCUACGACUAUUGCUUCUGGUCCAUGGACGAAUCGGACAAAGAAAAAUUCGCUGGUCAGGAGGUGGUGUUUCAGUGCCUUGGGGAGAGUCUUCUUCAUAAUGCCUUCCUUGGCUACAAUGCCUGUAUCUUUGCCUAUGGACAAACUGGUUCUGGAAAGUCCUACACUAUGAUGGGCUCAGGGGACCAGCCGGGCCUCAUCCCUCGACUCUGUAGCGCUUUGUUUGACCGUACGCAGAAGGAGCAGCGUGAGCAGGAGAAGUUCACUGUGGAGGUCUCCUACAUGGAGAUCUACAACGAAAAGGUCCGCGAUCUGCUGGACCCUAAGGGGGGGAGACAAACAUUGAGAGUGAGAGAACAUAAAGUGUUGGGUCCAUACGUGGACGGCCUUUCUCGGCUAGCUGUGGCUAGUUACAAGGACAUCGAGGUGCUAAUGUCAGAGGGCAAUAAGUCUCGCACCGUUGCUGCCACAAACAUGAACGAGGAGAGCAGUCGAUCGCACGCCGUCUUCAGCAUAAUUCUCACGCACACCCUGACGGACGUCCAGUCUGGGACGAGUGGAGAGAAAGUCAGUCGGCUAAGUCUGGUGGACUUGGCUGGAAGUGAGCGAGCAGCAAAAACCGGAGCGGCGGGAGAGCGUCUCAAAGAGGGAAGCAACAUCAAUAAGUCGCUGACUACACUUGGCCUGGUGAUCUCCGCUCUGGCAGAGCAAGGAACGGCCAAGAACAAGACCAAGUUUGUUCCUUACAGAGACUCUGUUCUGACAUGGCUUCUGAAGGACUGCCUCGGCGGGAACAGCCGCACAGCGAUGGUGGCUACGGUGAGCCCGGCGGCUGACAACUACGAGGAGACGCUGUCCACGCUGCGCUACGCUGACCGGGCGAAGAGCAUCGUUAACCACGCAGUCGUCAACGAGGAUCCCAACGCUCGCAUCAUCCGGGAGCUGCGAGAGGAGGUGGAAAAGCUGCGAGUGCAGCUCACUCAAGCCGAGUCGUUGAAAGCUCCCGAACUCAAGGAACGCCUGGAAGAGUCUGAGAAGUUGAUUCAUGAGAUGACCAUCACGUGGGAGGAUAAGCUUCGCAAAACAGAGGAGGUUGCACAGGAGCGUCAGAAGCAGCUGGAGAGUCUGGGCAUUUCCCUCCAGUCGUCGGGCAUUAAAGUUGGCGACGAUAAGAGCUUUCUGGUCAACCUGAAUGCAGACCCGGCGCUCAAUGAACUACUGGUGUACUAUUUGAAGGAGGACCACACCCAAGUGGGCUCGGCAGACUCGCAGGACAUCCAGUUGUGUGGCAUGGGCAUCCAGCCCGAGCACUGCGUUAUUGACAUCAACGCCGACGGUGCCGUCAUCCUCACCCCAUACCCCAACGCUCGGACGUGUGUUAAUGGCUCUCCGGCCACCUGUCCGCUGGUGCUUCACCACGGCGACCGAAUCCUCUGGGGAAACAACCAUUUCUUCAGGAUAAACCUCCCCAAACGGCGCGCUCGAACCGCCGAGGAUGAGGAGGGUGAUGGUAGUGUGAUGAAGAAGAGUGGCAGCAGCGAGCAGCUGGAUGCAGAUGGUGACUCUGCCAGUGAAGUUUCCAGUGAAGUCAGUUUCUCCUACGAGUUCGCUCAGACCGAAGUCAUGAUGAAAGCUCUGGGAAACAAUGAUCCAAUGCAGAGCGUCCUGCAGUCGCUGGAGCGACAGCAUGAAGAGGAGAAACGCUCGGCUCUAGAGCGCCAGAGGCAGAUGUACGAGCAGGAGCUCCAGCAGCUCCGUCGCAAGCUGAAUCCAGACCGCCUUUCAACGGGGCAGCCGGGACCGCUGGCAUUUGGCCAAGGCGGCACUGGCCAGCAGUCUCACUACCGCAGCAUGGAGAGGCUCAGCAUGGGAGGCAUGAGCCACUCCACCAGUGCUCAGAGCAGACUGAGACAGUGGAGUGAGGACAGGGAGGCUGUGUUGGUGAGGAGCUUGAGGCGGCUGCGGGAGCAAAUAGUGAGAGCCAACCUCCUAGUGCAAGAGGCCUGCUUCAUCGCCGACGAGCUGGAACGCCACACAGAAUACAGAGUCACCUUACAGAUUCCCUCAGACAACCUCAAUGCCAACCGCAAGAGAGAUGCGGUGCUCAGCGAACCCGCCAUUCAGGUGCGACGUCGCUGCCGUGGCAAGCAAAUCUGGAGUUUAGAGAAGACUGAGAACCGCUUGGUGGACAUGAGGGAGCUCUACCAGGAGUGGCAGGAUUAUCACCUGCAUGACAACGACAACCCGGGGAUGCGCUCAUACUUUCGCCGGGCCGACCCCUUCUUUGAUGAGCAAGAGAACCACAGCCUGAUCGGCGUAGCCAACGUCUUCCUAUCCUGCCUUUUCUACGACGUCAAGUUGCAGUACGCUGUGCCCAUCAUCAACCAGAAAGGAGAGGUGGCUGGGCGUCUCCACGUGGAGGUGGUGAGGGUUGGGGGUGCUCUCGAGGACAACAUCGCCGGAGGGGACGAUCCUGACAACAACCCUGAUUUGGAAAUUCAGGACCGCAAACUUGUCUGUAUGAUUAAAAUCCUUCAGGCCACUGGUCUCCCCCAGUACCUGUCCAACUUCGUCUUCUGCCAAUACUCCUUCUGGGACCAGCCAGAGCCCAUCAUCGUGGCCCCUGAGGUGGACCCCUUGUCAUCAUCACCUAGCACCAAAGACCCUCACUGCAUGGUGGUGUUCGACAGCUGCAAGGAACUGGCCGUGUCUGUGUCAGAGGAUUUCAUCGAAUACUUGACUGAAGGUGCUGUGGCCAUCGAGGUCUUUGGACACAGGCAAGCUGAUGCGGGCAGGAACCCGGCCCUAUGGGACCUCAGCAUCAUCCAGGCCAAAACACGAACGCUGAGAGACAGGUGGAGCGAGGUAACGCGCCGGCUGGAACUCUGGAUCCAAAUCUUGGAGAUUAACGAGAACGGAGACUUUGUACCGGUUGAAGUCAUUCCGGCUCGAGAUGUCAACACUGGUGGAAUAUUUCAACUUCGACAAGGUCAAGCGAGGAGAAUCCAGGUGGACGUGCGCUCCGUUCAGGACUCGGGCACCAUGCCCCUCAUAUCAGAGAUUGUGCUGGCUGUGUCGGUGGGCUGCGUGGAGAUCACACCCACCAUCAACAGCCCUGAGGGAGACGAAAUGGACAGUUAUCAGGAGAGAGACCUGGAACGUUUGCGGCAUCAGUGGUUGGCAGCCCUCACCAAGAGACAGGAGUACUUGGACCAGCACCUACAAAGUCUGGUUAGCAAAGCAGAAAAAACAGAGGACGACAUGGAGAGGGAGGCUCAGCUGCUGGAAUGGCGCUUGACGCUGACAGAAGAGCGAAACGCCGUCAUGGUGCCGUCUGCAGGCAGUGGCAUUCCAGGAGCACCUGCGGAAUGGGUUCCACUUCCGGGCAUGGAGACUCACAUUCCGGUCCUCUUCCUCAACCUUAAACCUGACGACCUGAGCUCUCAGGACCAGUUUGAGGUUCCCGACGCGGGAGGCUGGGACGCCACACUGAGCGGUGAAGACGAGGAUGACUUCUUCGACCUGCAGAUUGUCAAGCACUACGACGGCGAAGUAAAAGCGGAGGCGUCGUGGGACUCCACAGUCCACGAGUGUCCGCAGCUGAGCCGCGGGGGAGCUUGGCCCGACAACCGGGUCUACCUCACGGUGCGCGUGGUCGUGCAGCUCAGCCACCCGGCAGACAUGCAGCUGGUGCUGAGGAAAAGAAUUUGCGUCAAUGUCAACCCCGGGCGCCAGGGCUUCGCCCACAACUUCCUCAGGAGGAUGUCCACGCGCAGCACCAUCCCUGGAUGUGGUGUCACCUUUGAGGUGGUCUCCAACAUCCCAGGAGAUGCUCCCGGAUCAGAAGACCGAGAGAUGCUGGCCCGCCUCGCCGCCAGUGCUCACAGCAGGGAGUCGGCCGACGACGAAGCCGCCAUCGAGAAGUACCUGCGCAGUGUCCUCAGUCUAGAGAACAUCCUCACCCUGGACCGACUCAGACAGGAGGUGACAGUGAAGGAGCAACUCGCUGCAAGAGGAAGAAGCAACCGGCGGAGUCUCAGUUCUCCAUCUGUUAACAGGCUGUCUGGAAGCAGACAGGACUUGUCCACCACCUGCUUGCUUGAAGACAAGGGUCGUUGGGAGAGUCAGCAGGACAUCUUCAUGCCCUCUGCGUAUCAUCGCACGCUCCCCCGGCCAGCCUCAUCCCCCUCCACCUACUGCCCCUCGUCGUCGCCGCCCUCCUCGGGCGCUGUCACCUCGCCGCCACACCACCAGGAGCCAGAGCAAGGUCGUUCAGGACUUGCUGCGUCUUAUCUUUCAGUGAAGGCGCUAGUUCCGCAGAUGCCCAAACUGCUCAAGUCUUUGUUUCCGGCACGCGACGACAAGAAGGAGCUGAGGCCAUCGCCGCAGAGCCAACAGCACAUGCCCCGCAUCAUGUCGCCACCAGGGGGCGAAGAGUACAAAGUCAAGGUGGACACGCAGGUCGCGCGCCUCCCACCAGCGCCUGCCAGAGAGCGGCGGCCUGACCCGACCGAAGCCCCCCCUCUUCCCGUGCAUGACCCGCAUGAUAGCGCUCUCCUCAGCCCGCUCAGCCAGUCGUCCAGUGGCUACUUCUCGGCCAGCGUCUCUACGGCGAACCUGUCCGACGUCCUGCACCCCUCUUCCUCAUCCUCCUCCCUCCUCCUCGCCGCGGACGCCGCGCUAGCUCCAAAUCACGACGGCGUGACCGCACGCCACUUCCUCUCUGAACAGAAGCCGCCCGACGACCCCACUGUGCCCGCCUGGCUGACGGACGGUGCCCCCGUGGCCGUCGGGAGCGGGAAGGCGGGCACCGUGCGCUAUGUGGGAUCCACGCACUUUGCCGAAGGCGUGUGGGUGGGCGUGGAGCUGGACUCCCCCACAGGCAAACACGACGGUCGCGUGGGCAGCCAUCGCUACUUCCAAUGCCGGCCCGGGCACGGCGUCCUGGUGCGGCCGGACCGCCUGACGUCCCGCCACGGUCGGCGAGGACCCCCCGAACUCUCCGCCCGCGCUCCCGUCAUCAGAGGGGAGAACCGCAAGUCCUGGAGCAGCUGAGACCGGGAACGCUGAAAAUUCUGGGGACCAAAUCUCCCGCAAGCAGGAAAAGAAGCAGCUUUUCGGCCCUUCUUGCAUCUCUCGCCAGGAUUCCUCUCGCAGUUUCGCCGUCUCGGGGACCGCGGGGCCGGGAGCGAGCGCAUAUUACCCCGUUUGUGUGCAAUAAGUCAGCUUUUCAGCUACGUGUUGACGUCAAGGAUGACGCAUGGAGCCUGUUGAGUAAGUGCAUCUUUUAUUUUGAAAAGACUUAUUUCGCCAGGACCAGCUUCCUGUCCUAGUAUUGUUGUGGGAGGUGGUGGGGGGGAUGGCUCACGCAUUUCUUAAUGAACAUUCCAGAGACUGACAGUAGCGAUCAAGUUGCACCGCGGGAGAUGUGCCGCAACACGAGCUCAGCGAGCCGUUUGGGGGUUUUCAUGUUGGAAACCCGCCGAAAACCUGCGAGAGCUCACGAAAUUGUUGGGGUGACGUCAACACGCACAGAGUAUAACGGAUUACUAUCAGUUGGUCACAGGAAGAAGCCUCUGAGAGUGCAAAAAAAAAAAAAAAAGUCAUCAGGGCCACACUGAGGAAAAUAUCAGAAUAGAAUUUAAUCAUUAGUUAACUGUCUAGAGAAUUGAAGCAAGUCAGAAAAAGCUUUCCUAAAUUCCUUAUUUUUUAUGAUUAUUUGCAACGGUCAUAAUUUCACAAGCUUCCAAUUUAAGAGGAAAAAGUCACUAUUCUGAGAAUGAAAUAAAAUUGGGGGGGGGAUAGUGCUCUUCAUCUAUUAAAAUUCUAUUCUAUAUUCAGGAGGAUAAAUUAAUUGAAAUAUUGUUACAAAUUUACCAAAAAGUAAGAGGAAAGGCAUACAAUUACAAAUAAA